Messenger RNA from Soboliphyme baturini, 327 nucleotides. The record is from the annotation of a GenBank genome assembly. NCBI's taxonomy places the organism in Eukaryota, Metazoa, Nematoda, Enoplea, Dioctophymatida, Soboliphymatidae.
AUGAGAAAGCAGGACGUUGGGGACCGUGGCGAGGUAUCUUACAAAACCCCAGUAGUGCCUCCGCCAAAGUGGCAAGAAAAGAAAGAAGAUUUUCCUCCGUACCGGCAGUCGAUUGCCCUCGUCACGGAUAAUGACAUGGAGCAGAGAAGCAGAGCCACGAGCACAGGCGCGAAGUCCAUGAAUUUGGUUGUCGAUCUCAGCUUAGGGAACGAGGCGUUCGACGCUGGUGCUCUUCGUUGUGCGAUCACCUUCCUGUUUCGUAAGUUGGUGAGCCUCUCAACGAUCACCGAAAACGCUUAUGGUAACAAGUCUAUGAGUUUCGGCUAA